AUGGCUGUCCAAUUAUCUUCUACUGCAAUUGCAUACCCCACCGGCCAUACCAAAGAGACCGACAAACCGUAUCCAACCUUUUCCUUCAUCAACAACGCUUUCGUCGAAUCUAAAUCUACAGAAUGGUUUGAUGUACAUGACCCAACGACCAAUUUUGUGGUUUCAAAAGUUCCUCAAUCAACCGAAGAGGAGCUGGAAGAAGCAAUUGAGUCGUCCCACAUUGCAUUUCAAUCUUGGAAAAAAGUCUCCAUCAUCAAGAGACAGCAAUUUGCUUUCAAGUUGGUUGAAUUGCUGAGAGAGAAUUUUGACAGAAUUGCCUCCGUCAUAGUAUUGGAGCAAGGUAAAGUCUUUGCUGAUGCACAAGGUGACGUUUUGAGAGGACUACAGGUGGCAGAGCAAGCGUGCUCUAUCACGUCAGACUUGAAGGGGUCCUUCUUGGAAGUUAGUGCUGAUAUGGAGACUUCAAUGGCAAGAGAGCCAUUGGGAGUGAUUGCAUCAAUAUGCCCUUUUAAUUUCCCUGCUAUGAUUCCUUUAUGGACCCUACCCCUGGCUAUAGUGACAGGCAAUACAACGGUCAUCAAGCCAUCAGAACGGGCGCCUGGGGCUGCAUUGAUUAUUGCUGAGCUAGUAGAGAAAGCUGGAAUCCCUCCUGGAGUAGUCAACAUUGUCCACGGAAAAGUCCCAACGGUGAACAAGCUUAUAAGAGAUCCCAGAGUGAAAGCUGUGACUUUUGUUGGGAGUAACAAAGCCGGUGAGUAUAUCUAUCAAGAAGCUACUAAGCAUGGAAAGAGGUGCCAGGCUAAUUUAGGAGCCAAGAAUCAUUUAGUGGUUCUCCCAGAUGCGAAUAGAUCACAAUUCGUUAAUGCUAUAAACGGAGCUGCCUUCGGAGCGGCUGGACAAAGAUGUAUGGCAAUUUCUGUCCUCAUCUGUGUUGGAGAGACGAAAAACUGGGUUCAGGACGUAGUAGAUUAUGCCAAAGGGUUGAAGAUUGGAAGUGGAUUUGACCCCAGUUCUGAUCUAGGUCCAUUGGUAACCCCAAAUGCUAAAGAGAGAGCAGAGAAGAUCAUUGAAAAGUCAAUUAAGCAAGGAGCAAAAAUUCUACUGGAUGGAAGAGGAAAACAUCCUGAGCAGUAUUCUAAAGGAAAUUUUUUGGCACCUACAAUUCUAGCAAAUGUCAAGCCCGAUAUGGAUUGUUACGUAGAGGAGAUAUUUGCUCCGGUUUUGUCAGUCAUCAACGUACAAACCUUGGAUGAGGCUAUUGAGAUUAUCAACAAGUGCCCUUAUGGCAAUGGGACGUCAGUCUUCACGACGUCGGGUCCUGCGCAACAAAAGUUCACCAAGAACGUUGAUGUUGGCCAGAUUGGGGUUAAUGUACCUAUCCCUGUGCCAUUACCUAUGUUCUCAUUCACUGGCAGCAGGGGUUCCUUCCUAGGAGAUUUGAACUUCUACGGGCAGGCAGGGCUGAAUUUCCUCACUAAGCCCAAAACUAUUACGAGGCUAUGGAAGACUUCUGAUUACGAGGAUUCAGCGAAGACCACAUCGAUGCCAACACAUACCUAG
Komagataella phaffii GS115 is the source of this 1560-nucleotide messenger RNA. Its product is annotated as Mitochondrial aldehyde dehydrogenase. Gene Ontology annotation, cellular component: mitochondrion. NCBI's taxonomy places the organism in Eukaryota, Fungi, Ascomycota, Pichiomycetes, Pichiales, Pichiaceae. Gene Ontology annotation, molecular function: malonate-semialdehyde dehydrogenase (acetylating, [NAD(P)+]) activity; methylmalonate-semialdehyde dehydrogenase (acylating, NAD+) activity. Gene Ontology annotation, biological process: L-valine catabolic process; thymine catabolic process. The transcript has a single exon. The record is from RefSeq and is a predicted model, not a curated record. The coding region runs from base 1 to 1560 and encodes 519 amino acids.